UGCAGCCCGUUUCUCGGUGCCAGCGUGAAUGCGGAGCGUUGCCUGGCCGCUCAAUGACACAAGACAAAAACACACGGAUGCAUGCAUUUGGGUUGUUAUCUACAAAGCGACGUGCAGCUCAGAUGUGACGGUGUCUCGGGGCCUUUUUAUGAAGACCUGGGGCCUCCCUGAUAACAUCCUGAUUUGAACGUGUCUCUUCGACUCGCCAACAAGAACCAUGACAGCCAUCAACGCACCUCGGGACAAAUACAAUGCAGUUUGGAUUAUUUUUUUCAUCCUGGGCUUGGGGACGCUCCUGCCCUGGAACUUCUUUAUGACAGCAACAUUGUACUUCACCAGUCGGCUGAAGGAUCCAGUCGAUGACUCCUUCAACCAGACGGUCAAUGGGACAGAUGGGGACACUCGAAAUGCCCUGGAGUCAAAGUUUAAUAAUGUCAUGACGCUGUGCGCCAUGGUGCCUCUGCUCAUUUUCACCUGCCUCAACUCCUUCAUACACCAGAGGGUGCCUCAGAAGCUGCGUAUCUCUGGCAGCCUGACGGUCAUCCUAGUGGUUUUCCUGUUGACGGCUGUGCUGGUCAAAGUGGACAUGGCCCCUCUGCCCCUCUUCAGUAUCACUAUGAUCAAAAUCAUCUGCAUCAACUCGUUUGGGGCCAUUCUUCAGGGCAGUCUGUUCGGGCUGGCGGGGAUUCUGCCCGCCUCCUACACCACCCCCAUCAUGAGCGGACAGGGGCUGGCUGGUACCUUCGCUGCCUUCUCCAUGAUCUGUGCACUGGCCUCUGGGUCGGCCCUGCAGGACAGCGCGUUUGGUUACUUCAUCACCGCCUGCGUUGUUAUUCUUCUGGCCAUAAUGUCCUACCUCGUUCUGCCCAGAAUGGAGUUUUUCCAGUAUUACAUGGAGAGUAACAGCUCCAGGCCGGCUGUCGAUGAGGAGAAUAAGAUGGACCUUCUCAAAAAAGACGGUCCAGCAGAGAAGAGGCCGGUGGUCAGUCUGAUGGAGGACGAGGCCAAACCCAGCUCCAGUGUCUUCAACGUUUUCAAACAGAUCUGGGUGAUGGCUUUGUCAGUUUGCUUCAUCUUCACCAUCACCAUCGGGACGUUUCCAGCUGUGACUGUGGAGGUGAGGUCCACGGUAGCAGACGGAGGGGCCUGGGACUUUUACUUCAUCCCUGUGUCAUGUUUCCUCCUCUUCAAUGUGAUGGACUGGGCUGGUCGGAGUCUGACAGCCGUCUGCAUGUGGCCGGGUAAAGACAGUAUCUGGCUUCCCGUCCUGGUGGGUCUGAGAAUCAUCUUCAUCCCGCUCUUUGUCCUGUGUAACGUCCAACCUCGUAAAUACCUCCCUGUGCUGUUCGCCCACGACGCCUGGUACAUCAUCUUCAUGAUCUUCUUCUCCUUCUCCAAUGGAUACCUGGCCAGCCUCUGCAUGUGCUUCGGACCCAAGAAGGUGCCACCACAUGAAGCAGAGACGGCGGGGGCCAUCAUGGCCUUCUUCCUGUCCUUGGGUUUAGCUCUGGGUGCCGCUGUCUCGUUUGGUUUCAGGGCCAUGAUCUAAAACCUCAUGUAAACCUUCAGUAGACGUAGACUAGACCCGAACGGGGAGAACUUCAGUAUGAACUGGAUUAGCUGUGAUCCUUUCCCAAACAACCACCAACUCAGUGGAGUCUGAGCAAAAAGACUUGAUUUAGUGCAACACAGAAGACCCCAGUCUUCCUCAAGUGUACAGACGUCAUCGAGACAACGAGCUGAAAUGUUUUUAUUUUCUCUGAACUCAGCACAGCAGGACUUCACCUUGUUGUAUAUGGGCUUCACCUUGUUGUAUAUGGGCUUCUGUCUGCGUGGGAUGUUUUUACGUCAGUACCGCUGACAAAACAAGGUUCUCUAAGAUUAAUACAUGGAAAAAGUCUUUGUGCAGAUGCAGAUUUCUUUGGGGCGUUUGUGUUUUUCAGUUUCUCUGAAGUCAUUGGACUUAAAAAUAAUCACAAAACUGCCAAAAUCUAGUAUCCAGAUGUUGUAAAUGAAUGUCACCCACACAUGUAGGGCCCAUAGAACAUCGAUCAUAAGCAAGUAUCCUCAUGUAAAUUCUAAUAAGAUGCUAAAAUGUUUGUACAUUAUGAAAAUGUAAAAUCUCUCUCAAUCAGUGAUAAGCUAUUAGAUACAUCUAUGGAAUAACCUGUUAACUCUACAUGUUUUGUCUUUGUUACAUUGUGCCAAACAAGUAUUCAUGUUUACACAUCAAACAUGAAACAUGCAUUUGUAUGGACUGUUGCAGCUCUGAUCAAGCCAAAUACACAAAACUACUUUGGGAAAAAGAUGAACUGUGAAGGGAGGCCAUAGACCAUCCAGUGGCUGUUGUGUGUGUAGUAGUUAACAACUUCUGUUCUCACUUUUAAGUCGGGUCACUUCUGUUACUGAGAUGGUUCCUGUUGAAUCAGUGAUUACUCAAAGAAUGUAAAAGAAAAAAAAAAAACAGUUUGGGCCCAAAUAUUUAAAGACGAGGUUUAAUCCAGGGUUUGGGCUGCAGACGCUCUGGCCUAAUCGUCUUAGAGAUUGUUUGAAGUUUCUAGUGUUAGAUGAAUCCUGGGUGUUUUUUCUUCCAGCUUUUAUAGAAGUCCCAUCUGUUAUUUAGUUCGAUCACAUGUCUGAGAUGUCAAAUUUCAGUGGCAUGUGAGGUUUGUACUGUUACUGUGUCUUCCAGAUUACUGCGACAUUAUGCCACAAUGUAUUGUAACACAAAUAACGCAGCUGUCAGUGACACGUGAAGAGUGUUAUUGUGUGUGAGAUGAAGACACGUUAAAAUGUCAUUCGUGCUCUUUAGACUGUGCCAUUUCUCAUCAUUUAGACAAAAUAAGGUUUUGUAUCCGAUGUAGUUUUUAACGUUUUUACAUGGUUUGAUAGAAACCGGGUCAAUCAUGCACCACUUAGCUCCUGCUGGGUUUGUUUGGGAUGAUUUUUAUAAAAAGGGGGGGGGGUGUCAGGGGUAUAUUUCCAUCUCUUUGCAUUUCUCUGCUUAUUAUUUUUCUGUCUGCUUUCGUUGUAUUCAGUAUUAGUCCUCGACAUCCUAACAGCCUGUUUCGUUCAAAGCACACCGCUCUGUUCCUCAUACGUCUGUUACUGUUGGAGCAGCAGUGUGGCGUGGACCAGCCAAGUGUUAACAGUACGCUGCAGCUUCAUACUGCUGUGAAAAAAUAAAGUGUUUUUAAGAA
Molecule: messenger RNA, 3200 nt
Organism: Sphaeramia orbicularis (orbiculate cardinalfish)
Lineage: Eukaryota; Metazoa; Chordata; Actinopteri; Kurtiformes; Apogonidae
Product: equilibrative nucleoside transporter 1-like
Exons: 13
Coding region: 218-1549 (443 amino acids)
Biological process (GO): uridine transmembrane transport
Cellular component (GO): plasma membrane
Molecular function (GO): nucleoside transmembrane transporter activity
Source: RefSeq, a predicted model, not a curated record